This is a messenger RNA of Didymodactylos carnosus, 780 nucleotides long. The record is from the annotation of a GenBank genome assembly. NCBI's taxonomy places the organism in Eukaryota, Metazoa, Rotifera, Eurotatoria, Philodinida, Philodinidae.
AUGUUUACUAGUGAAUUAGCUGAAAGUCGUUUAAUGGAAAUUGUUAUUCAUGAUGUUGAUGAAAGUGCAAUGGAUUUACUCAUUGAAUUUUGUUAUAGUUCAACAAUUUUAGUUGACGAAAAAAAUGUCCAAACAUUAUUACCAGCAGCUUGUAUACUACAGAUUCAAGAAGUUCAAGAUACAUGUUGUGAAUUUUUAAAAGCUCAAUUAGAUCCAUCAAAUUGUCUAGGUAUACGAGCAUUUGCUGAUACACAUUCAUGUAGAGAAUUAUUAAAAAUUGCUGAUAGAUAUACACAACAUAAUUUUAAUGAAGUAAAAGAAAGUGAAGAACUUUUAUUUUUACCAGUAAAUCAAUUGAUUGAUAUAAUAUCAAGUGACGAAUUAAAUAUGACCAGUGAGGAAGAUGUAUUUAAUGCCGUAAUGCAUUGGGUACAAUUUAGUUCACAUCCUCUAACUGGAAGCGAUCAAACAUGUCGUGAUCUUGUUGAUGAAGCAAAAGAUUAUUUAUUAUUACCUCAAGAGAGAUUAAAUAUGCAAGGCCCAAGAACACGACCAAGAAAACCAAUUAAACCGAGAGAAGUACUAUUUGCGGUUGGCGGUUGGUGUUCAGGUGAUGCUAUUGCCAGUGUUGUAAUGUAUGAUCCACAAACGAAUGAAUGGAGUGCUGUUGCACAAAUGAGUAAACAACGAUUUGGAGUAGGCGUAGCAGUAUUAAAUAACUUAUUGUAUGCUGUCGGAGGGCACGAUGGAACCAGUUAUUUGAAUACUGUUGAAAGGUAA